GGACAGGAUGAGCUGCUGCGGUCAGGUCGAAAGCGGAGUCUCCUUGCGAGGGGAGGCUGCUUUCCUUUUGUAGUUUUUGCCUGGCUUGUAAACCCAAGCAAACCCCGUCCUUUGCGGGCGGGGACGUAAGCUUUGAGGACUAGCCGCGGCUCGGGGGAGUUACCUUAAUGUGAAAAGACGAUGAAAGAAUUAGCACCACAGAAGUUUGAUGCCUUGAAGAGAAGUGUAUGGAACCAAGUACAAAAGAAGCCUGGAAGUAAUUCAUCAUCUUCUAUCACAAAAGAUGCAGUAAUUCUUUGAACUGUGCCUGCUAAUAGGUACAGGCAUAAGUACUUUAUUAUACAAGGAUUGAUUUAUUCUGUUUGAUUUUUGUUGCUUUCAACCUGGCCUAGAGAAAAGAGGACAUGAAUUUGAGAAUGGACUAGCAGUGACAUUUUUGAUCUCUGUACUGCUCACCAUGAAUGUGAACCUGCUCAUCAAUGACUUCUUGGACCACCAUGCUAUUGCGGAAACUGGCAAACAGCUAGCUGAUGGUUUGGAGAAUCAGGAUAAUACCCAGCAAGAUGAUUCAGAAAUAUUUUGUGGCAGAUGUACCAAAAGCAGCUCUGGAAAUGAAUUUAAUGGGUUGGCAUUCAACAAGGCCAAUUCUCACAGUCUUGAAUCUCAUGACAGCUCAGUUAAAAACUCCAGCGUUCGACACAAAUCCUACAGCAGGAGUAACAGUGAGCAACCAAAAUGGAGCCGAAAUCAUGAGAAACUUACGUUGGUGAUUCAGGAACUGAAGCAGUAUUUCCCGACAGAGAAGGCGGAGAGCAGCGCCAAGAGCAGCACUCUCAGUGCACUCAGUUAUGCUUCAAAGUGUGUCCAGCAGGUCCAGAAUAGCAAGGCUUUUCCGUUUUGGGGAGAAUGUGGAUCAUAUCAGACAGAUGCUGGCAUGUACAGCAUUGAGGAGUUGGCAGCAAUUACAUCUGAACAUGCUCCCAAAAACACUGACACUUUUGUGGUUGUUUUCUCAUUGCUGUCUGGGAAAAUGGUGCAUGUCUCUGAGCAAGCGGCCUCCAUUCUGAGUUGUAAGAAGAGACUCUUAGAUUCUUCUCGCUUUGCAGAGUUGUUGGCUCCUCAGGAUGUAGGUGUCUUCUACACUCAUACUAAUCAAUCUGUCCUGCCGCUUUGGAACAUGGACACCCAAACAGCAUCUGUUUAUGAAUAUGCACAAGUGAAGUCCUUUUUCUGCAGAAUCAGAGCGGGUAAAGACCAAGAGAAGCGCUACUGUCCUUGUCGGAUCACGCCUUAUUUGGUUAAUGUCCAUUAUCAAAAUCGCAGUGAGCCAGAAUCCUGCUGCCUUGCUGUUGUUGAAAAAAUUCACUCUGGAUAUGAAGCUCCUCGGAUACCAUUGAAGAAAAGGAUCUUCACCACAGCCCACACCCCAGACUGCGCAUUUCUAGAGAUUGAUGACAGAGCUGUUCCUCUGUUGGGAUUCCUGCCCCAGGAUUUGAUCGGAACAUCCAUCUUGAUGCAUCUCCAUCCUGAAGAUCACUCUUCGAUGCUUGCAGUUCAUCGCAAAGUUCUGAGGUUUGCAGGUCAGCCUCCCUUUGAACACUCACCUAUCAGAUUUUGUACUCAGAAUGGUGACUGUAUCAUCGUGGACACCAGUUGGUCCAGCUUUGUGAACCCGUGGAGCAGGAAGAUCGUGUUUAUCAUUGGACGACACAAAGUCAGAACGAGUCCUCUGAAUGAAGAUGUCUUUGCCCCAAGAAUCAGAGAACAGAAUGGUGUUGACAAAGAGAUGAGGGAAUUGCAAGGGCAGAUUUACAGGCUGCUUCUGCAGCCGGUUCAUAGCAAUGGUUCGAGCGGUUAUGAAAGCCUUGUUAGCAGUGGGUCUUGCGAACAUUACAUCAGCGUAACAUCUUCCAGUGAUUCCAAUGGAAACUGUGCAGAGGAAACACAGAAGGAACCAAAGGCUUCUGUGGACAUCAACAGACUAAAGAAUACGGGUCAGCAGCUGUACAUUGAGUCACACAGUAAGCAUGUGAAGGAGAGAGGAAGAGCUUCAGAUGCUGAGCUGCCAAGAGGCAAACAGCACACAACUUCUGGUUCGCCUUAUGCUGUGAGCAGUGACAGUACUGGAGAUGCACCUGUUGUACACUAUGGUGAUUCUAGAGACGUGCAUCGUAUUUUGUCCUAUCAGCAAAUUAACUGCAUGGACAGCAUUAUCAGGUACCUGGAGACUUGGAGUGUUCCUGCUUUGAAAAGGAAAUGUGAAUCUGCAAAUGUUUCCUCUUCAUCCUCAGAUGAUGGCAAACCAGUUCAGCUAAUCCAGAAUGAAGCACAGGCCUUCGAAGAUGCCGCCCGAUUACCCUCCACUGCUUCUGAGUCACCAGUAAUGCCCAUGCCAGGAGGGGCCCCAGAGCCGCAGGCAUCAACAAUCAUGGCGAGUCCUCCAAUAACCAAGGCCUUAAGUGUGGUGUCCAUUACCAGCCAGUGCAGCUACAGUAGCACCCUUGUGCAUGUUCCACAUCCAGAGUCUGAAGUGACUGCCAUAGAAGAGGCUACUCCACAGAGUGAGCAAGCAGAGUUUUCCCCUACCAGCACUGCAGCUGGAGCCCUUGAGGAGAUCAAACUGGUCGGGCUGACAAAGGAGGUCUUGUCAGCCCACACUCAGAGAGAGGAGCAAAACUAUGUGGAUCAGUUCCGCCAGAAGAUGCUCUUGCCCCACUACAGGUCUUACCUCCAGCAAGGCCAGGUUGGAAGCAACCAGACUAGUUCACCUAACCAAGGAGAUUUCGCUUUCAAACAGACCAGUCCAGUAAACUGCAAAAGAAAUAAGCAGGGAAAAUUCAAACGGCCCAAACAGCUGGAGUCUUCCAAUAAAAACUUGGCCAAUAAAAAUGGAAACCAUGGAAAGAGAACUGCUGCUCAGAAGCCAUCCUGCGCUCCUUCAGAAGGAUCCCGGCCUUGCCCAUCCAGCGUGAUCCACCCUGUCAAUCCUUACUUGAUGCCAGGCUUUCCCUUGGUGCCUUUGGGAGGGGACCACACCUGGCCUCCAGGAGGGGCAGCUCCAUUUGUCCCUUCACUUGUACCCAUACAACCCAUCCCAGCAUUUCCUGCUCCAUAUAUGGGCGGCUUCAUGGCGGUGUUGCUUCAUAGCUUUCCAGUGUUCACUCCAGUCCCUCAGGCUCUCUUCCAAGCUCAGGACCCCUCAGCUUCCAGCUCCUACAACCCCAUGAUGUCCCCAGGCCCUCCUUCCACAGUGCUCACACUUGCAGCACCAGAUCCUCUAGAGCCCGUUUCGCCGUCUGCCACAUUUUUGUCUAUUGAGGGAGAGCAGCAAGAGGCCUGUGAUGGGCAGCCCCCACUAUUCAGUAAUUCACGGAGUAGCUCCCCACUGCAGCUGGACUUGCUUCAAGAAGAGAUGCCCAAACCGUUGGAGCUGCCCUGCCUAGUGCCAGCUGCUACACGCAUGGAGACCAAAUGUGAUCAGGAGGGGGAGGACUGCUGCAACAACGACGGCCACUCAGUUUCCAGUGAGCUGUAUGACCUCCUGCUGCAUGAGGAUUCUCACUCAGGAACUGGUUCAGCAGCUUCAGCCAGUGGAUCUGCAGAAUCCAGUUCCUUAAUCUCUGGCUCCAAUGGCUCUAGCUCCAACGGAACAUCUGUCAGUGGCACAGGCAGUGGAAACAGCAGCAAAUAUUUUGCCAGCAAUGAUUCCUCUGAAGUCUCCAAGAGAGGGAAGAAAAACCAAGAGGAAGCCAGACAAGGAGAAUCUUGUCAGCCAGCCAGGAUUAAAGAGGAAGUGUUGAAAGGGGACCUGGAAAAACUGGCUGCCAUGACUAAGCAGCAGCCCUGGUUCACAAAAGGGCAGAAGGAGGAGCUGGCUGAGGUGCAUUCGUGGAUUCGCACCCAGACUAUUCCACCAGAAAUAAACACACAAGGCUGCAUCGCAUGCGAUAGCAGGAAUGCCUGUUGCAAGGUUGUAGUGCCUAUUGAUGAAGAUACCUAAAAGGAAGGUGGCAAAGAAUACCUCCAUUGCAGUCUGCCCACAUCACUGACAGUGACUUUGGCCUUUCGAUGCUGGGUACCCCACAGUAUUUCCCCUCGACUUGGCGACAGAUGGAUUCCCAAGUCAUUUUUCCCUCUUCUGGCUCUCCCCCUCCCCCCCAGUUUGAAACUGUCAUAAAUAACGGUUCAGGACGGUACAGUGAAACACAUGUUAUAAUUUAAUAGCUGGUGCUCACCUCAGGUUGUGCAGCAUUGCCACGAAUGUCUGGAUAGGCCAAGUACCUUUUUCUGUCCAUCCCAAGCUAGUGUUUGCUCUAAACUGAAGCAUUCUUUGUGCCAGUAGAGUUGAUUGUAUGCCAGGACAAAAGCUCACUCGCUUGUUUGCUUCCCUGUGGCUCUAAGCAUGCUUUGUUCCGUGCUUGUAUUCUAUAUCUAGAGUAGAACUGGCCAGCCUCCUGUUUCUCAGCUUCAUAAUAUGCUUUUGCCUGGAGUUAUAUGAUGGGCUCACUAACUGAUUGGGCUGUAUUUAAGUGGGAGCAAGUGGAUAAGUAGUACUAAUUAUCCUACUGCUAUAUCACUGACCUGACUUUCUCUGUCUGGGGAGGAAAAAAUAGAGUGUUUCCCCCCUCUGUACUAAAUUCAUGUCCAGAACUGAGCUGUGUACAAACAGCCUAAUAUGGAAUAAAACAAACAGCCAUCAUAAAACAGUGCAAUGCUAGGCUAAUUGGUUACUCUCUCUAGGACUGGUUUCUGAUGACCAUUCCUUGCCCCACAAUUAAUUUUGAAACUCUGCCUUAGCUAAAUAAGAGUUGUGACAAGCAUUUGUCUGAUGGAGGAUUUUCCUGAGAAAUACCAGCACUUUGUGACUCUGGCAGUGAUGAAACUUGUUCCUUGAUGGCAGAACUGAUAUGAGACUGCUAAGCAGGAUAGUCUGUCACAAGCGUUGGUUGCUCAGGGUGGUCCUUUGCAGCUUGCUAGAGCUCCAAGAUGUCUUUUUUCCUUGAUAGAUCAUCUCAGCUGUGCACACGCAAAUUAGUGCCAGUUUGUGUGCAGCACUGAUGUGCUUCUUGCUCACCAUGGAUGCCUCAGUAAAUUCAAAAGAUGGCGCAAAGGGCUCCACAAAGAGUCACAGGGAGGCAGCUGCCUCAGUUGGCUAGUUUGGGUCUCUGUGAAGGGCAUCAUGGGCAGAUCUGACACUUGGGGGAGUAAAUCCACUGCCAGUUCACACUUUUAUCAGUGGAGGUUGCAAAGGAGAACAUCCUGGUGGAUGGCGGUCAGUAGAUCAGCAGAAAAUACAGGGGGGUUAGGAUUUAACGCCUUAGGCUGGCCUUGGGUUGUCAUGCAUAUAACUUGAUAUUCAAAUGGUGCUAUCUGAUGCUGAAGCUACCACUGAGAAUAAGUGAUGACGGUUCAUUAGGAAGAGGAGGGUACUUUGCCGAUAAUAGGAUAAUCUUCUUCCCAAUCAAUUUGUAACUUGGAAUGCACUUUCAAAUGAAACCUUUUAGUUCAGAUUUACAAGCUGGCUAUUGGCAAAACAUGUUUGUACUAUAUAUUUUAAUCCCUGUUUUAAAAGUUGUCUUGUUAUGUGUGUUGAUUUCAUUUUCUCUUUUUAAUAAAAAAAAGAAAAAAACCAA
Messenger RNA from Heteronotia binoei (common prickly gecko), 5633 nucleotides. RefSeq names its product period circadian regulator 3 (gene PER3). Bases 458 to 4000 code for a protein of 1180 amino acids. The record is from RefSeq and is a predicted model, not a curated record. NCBI's taxonomy places the organism in Eukaryota, Metazoa, Chordata, Lepidosauria, Squamata, Gekkonidae. Gene Ontology annotation, cellular component: nucleus; cytoplasm. The transcript is spliced from 22 exons. Gene Ontology annotation, molecular function: transcription cis-regulatory region binding; transcription corepressor binding. Gene Ontology annotation, biological process: entrainment of circadian clock by photoperiod; negative regulation of transcription by RNA polymerase II; circadian regulation of gene expression.